Phytophthora infestans T30-4 is the source of this 1272-nucleotide messenger RNA. Its product is annotated as prephenate dehydratase, putative. Gene Ontology annotation, molecular function: prephenate dehydratase activity. The coding region runs from base 1 to 1272 and encodes 423 amino acids. The record is from RefSeq and is a predicted model, not a curated record. The transcript has 4 exons. Gene Ontology annotation, cellular component: cytoplasm. Gene Ontology annotation, biological process: L-phenylalanine biosynthetic process. Lineage: Eukaryota; Oomycota; Peronosporomycetes; Peronosporales; Peronosporaceae.
AUGGCUGACCCUGAGUCCUCUGCAACUGCAUCGGCGGCAAAGAGUGAGAAGAAGCGCAGCUUCACUGUGACAGAGAAACUGAAGGUGGUUGAAGCCUCCAAGGCGCAGUCGCUGCGCUCUGUCGCUCGUCAGUACAAUGUGGAUCGCAACUGCGUCCGCGCGUGGCGAGACAAGGAGGCCGAGCUCUCAGCGAUGCACCCGACAGCCAAGCGACUUCCGGGCGCAGGACGGCGGCCGUCUACGGGCCCAGUGUCAUCUGUACCAGCAGAAAAUAAACGUGGCGUGGAGAUCUCGCCGCGUAAACGCAACGAAAGCAAGAAACCCAAGACGGAAAGGUUCCAGGGCAAGGAGGGCGCGUUCUCGGAGGUGGCGGCUAAGAUGGCGUUUGAGGAACUGCGAACGGCCAAUGCGUUGACACCCAGCGACUUCAUGACGGUGGGAUAUUCCCACAUGCAUGAUGUGAUGGAAGCCGUAGAAAGGAACGAGCUGGCGUUCGGUGUGCUGCCUGUGGAGAACUCGAUUUCGGGCACUUUUCACGGCAAUUUGGACCGACUAGUGGCCUCCCAUUUAAAGAUUGUGGGCGAGGUCGCUUGCGUGCAAGAAUUAUGUUUGUGCGUGCUGCCAGGUGUAGCUAUGAACGAGGUUAAACAGUUAUCGUCACACCCGGCAGUGCUAGAUCACUGUGAGAGUUAUAUCUGCGCCAUGGAGCGUAGAUUGGGCAUGAUUAUCGAGCGCAACGCAGCGUGGGAUAGCGCUGGCGCUUGUCAGACGGUCAAACACGAAGAAAAACGUCACGUGGCGGCAAUUGCGAGUGAACACGCUGCACAUGCGCAUGGAUUGGUGGUCCUGGAACGUGGAGUUGGAGACGAACUAAACAGCGAGACGCGCUACAUGAUUCUCGGACGACUUGACGCGACACCGCUGCCACUUAGCGCAUCACUAAGAGUCGCAAGCAUCAGCACUGGCCCUGCCACAACUACAAAGUCUAGCAUCGUUGUGGCUGUUCCUAACGAACCUCAGGCUCUAUUCAAGGUCGUCUCGGCUUUCGCUCUCCGAAACGUGAUGAUCGUCAAGAUCGAGAGCCGUCCAGCAGCUACUGCAGGAAGUCUCUUUACAGCCCAGACAACGCACUGGGAUUACAUUUUCUACAUCGACUAUAUCACGAGUCAGGAUCCGACACAGGAAGCGAGACUACGUAGCAAUUUGGAGGAGUUCGCUCUCUGGGUGAAAGACCUUGGCACGUACUCGAGCAGCGGCGAUAAUCGAGCUUAA